AGAUUUUUGGCCAACAUCCAAAGGACUGUGUGUGGCGCAUCACACAAUCAUUCAGGGAUUCCACACCAUUCAUGGUGCCCCUGUCUGUUCAUGCACCAUUUUAUACUUUUAUAUUCAGGCAAAAUCUUCAUGUGGUUUAAAUCUCUGUUCAUUCCCAUCAGGGGCAGAGAAACCUGGAUCACACCCCCAUCCCUACAGGCCGACUGCAGUGUGUCUGCUGCUGUUGUGUAUUUUCCUAACCAUCUGCAUCAUUGUCCUGAGUAUCUGUUUAAAUAGAGCCAACUGGAAAUGCUCAGUGAUGGAAGGCGACCUGCAGCAGCUCAGGUCAAACAACAGGAACCUGACUGAAGAGAAGGAACAGAUACAAGAAGAAAUCAGCCAGAUAGAGCAACACUGCAGCUCCCUGGCCAGUGACAAUAACCAGCUGAAGGAAAACUACACCGUCUUAACAAACUACAACAACCAUUUACAGAAAAAUUACAGCAUCACAGCUAAACAAAAGGAUGUGUUACAAAAAAACUACAAAGCUGUGUUAGAUAAAUCACACCACCUGACCUCAUAUUGUGACACCAAUGAAAUACAGAAACCAUGCCGACCGUGUCCACAGGACUGGGAGCCGUUCAACUCCAACUGCUACUUUAUCUCCAUGGAGCAGAAAUCAUGGAAGGACAGUCGGAUUGAAUGUCUUAAGUUGGGAGCUGACCUGGUAAUUAUGGAGAGCAAAGAGGAACAAGGCUUCUUUAAUGGAAAAAACGAUAAUCACUGGAUUGGACUGACAUAUGUAGAGAAGAAAGGUUGGAUUUGGCUGGAUGGCAGAUCUCUGACAGGGUGUGAGGAGUACAGACACUCACCAGUUACUGACCAAGUUCCGUUCAUAUGACCAGAGAGCAGCAAUUUACCGGUAUUUCAAC
Paramormyrops kingsleyae is the source of this 911-nucleotide messenger RNA. Lineage: Eukaryota; Metazoa; Chordata; Actinopteri; Osteoglossiformes; Mormyridae. The record is from RefSeq and is a predicted model, not a curated record.